AUGACAGGGUCCAUGGAGGUCAUAGUGUCUGUUAUACACAGCGACCACCACUUCGUUUGCCGAAAAGCUAUACCAUUCUCCCAAGCAACUAAAAAACAGCCCAUUGGCGUUCACGUACGGAAAUCGGCCUCUGGACAAAAAUCCGUGUGCAUAAACGACUGUCCGACUCGCACUAAGAUGGGCUUGUGGGAAAUGGUACUGCUGAUACUCACGAUGGACAGUGGAGAAACGAUAUCAACCACCUGGUCGAAAGCUGAUAUGGAUUUGGCAAAGCUGUCUGUUACUGAUGGUUUCGGAUCAUUCAUGGAAUCCACACUCUCCCAGACAUCUUCGUCACCUGACUGUGCGAAACUAGUACAGGUCGACGGAACUGGGUUAUCCGCGGGAAAAAUUUUCGCACCCAGUGCACUGUCAUGGGCACUAACUGGAAAUACGGAUGGAGCCGUUUCUGUUUCCUCAAGAUCACCAAGCGAUCUGCCUUCUGUCGCGCUUUUCAGAUCACAAACCAUGCAACGAAGUGCAGUGGCUCCACCCGCUCCAGCUGCGUCACCCGAAGGAAGUACGUGGGCUGAGAUACUGUCGGGUUGCCCAAUCCUACGCAGGAGUAGUCAAGAUCCGAGGGUGAAUUCGGAAUACGGACCUCAGUCAACAACUUCGCGCCGUAAACAAUCGGCUGCGGUUGACAAACGCCAUGCUCCGCCCAAGAAAUUCUCCACUGUUCCCUGCAAGAAUUCGCGCCCCGAUGUGAUCGAAGUCGUUGUUAAAGUUACUGCCGAGAACAAGUCAUUCAAUGUCCCCGUCGACACAGGAAGUUCCGGUGGCUAUAUUCCGGACACGGAUGUCCGUAAGAACCCAUGGCUCAUCUAUCCUUUUAACGUUGAUAUCACGGAAGCCUCACUACCACCAGACCAUUGUUAG
Messenger RNA from Opisthorchis viverrini, 918 nucleotides. RefSeq lists its product as hypothetical. Lineage: Eukaryota; Metazoa; Platyhelminthes; Trematoda; Opisthorchiida; Opisthorchiidae. Bases 1 to 918 code for a protein of 305 amino acids. The transcript is spliced from 6 exons. The record is from RefSeq and is a predicted model, not a curated record.